Molecule: messenger RNA, 2967 nt
Organism: Kuraishia capsulata CBS 1993
Lineage: Eukaryota; Fungi; Ascomycota; Pichiomycetes; Pichiales; Pichiaceae
Exons: 3
Coding region: 1-2967 (988 amino acids)
Biological process (GO): endosome organization; organelle fusion; vesicle-mediated transport
Cellular component (GO): HOPS complex; endosome
Molecular function (GO): protein-macromolecule adaptor activity
Source: RefSeq, a predicted model, not a curated record
AUGUCGCUUUCGUCCUGGAGAAAUUUCCCGUUCUUUGAUUGUACACCGGUUCGGGAUCCAUUGUUUGGAUCAGACUCGCCUUUGUACUCGGACUCCACCUUAUCGGCUGUGUGCUCUUCACAGGACAGAUUCAUCAUCGCUGUGUCGAAUACACUGAUAAAAGUUAUCGAUAAGAGCUUCCAGUUGGAUUUUGAGUUCACUGCUUAUGAACUUGGGUGGAGUGUUGUGAAACUGAAAUACAUUGAGUCAUAUGGCUUGCUGUGCACAAUUGCAGAGAAACAAGGUCAACCUCUCACAUUAAAACUAUGGAGUCUGAACAAGAUCAGAAAGAUAGUGAACAAUGGGCCCAAUAAUUAUCCCAUGACCGCAUUCGAUUGCGUCAAAGACUUCUCGGUGCUGGCAUUUGGGUUUGGGAACGGUGCUGCUAUCUUGGUUAGAGGCGAUCUGGUGAACGACAGAGGGUCCAGACAGAGGGUUGUGUACGAGAGCAAAGAUCCUGUGACUGGUGUGAUAUUCCGUGACGAAUCACUUCUUUAUAUCACUACGACACUAAAGGUGUUGACGAUACCGACUACCGGUGCCAAUAAUGGGAAGCCUGAUCGAAUUCUGGAGAAGAACGUGGGCGUUGACAUGGGAUGUACUGCUCUUUCCAAAGAUAAUAAACGGCAUCUUUUGGCAGGCCGAGACGAUGCUUUGACCUUCUAUUCGUCCAAGGGUGCUACCUAUAGCAUUCUAUUAGACUUGCCGAAGAAAUCAAUGCAUGCACUCACCUCGAAGUAUAUUGUGUUUGUGUCUCCCAUGCAUUCCAAUCUGCUUGCUUCAUCAAAUGGGUCUCAAUAUCACACUACGAAGAUAGUAAUUGUUGAUAUAGUCAACCGCUUCAUCUCUUUUAGCCAGACAGUCACAAGUUCUGUCGACCAGGUCUUCGAUAUGUGGGGUGAUUUAUGGGCGAUAGGCACUGAUGGAAUGUUAUACAAGUUCCAUGAGAAAGCUCUUUCUGAGAAGCUGAAUAUUCUUGUCCAAAAAGAUCUUUUUUCAAUAGCCAUACGACUGGCUGAAAAUGCAGAUCCUGAAGAGAAGCUUGGUCUUGACGACAAGUUGGUGCUACAAAUUAAGAAAAAGUUUGGUGACUACCUUUACGAGAAAGAUGAGUCUAUGGAGGCUAUAGAGCAGUAUAUUCAGUGUUUUUCUCUUGGGAAAACCAGUGAGAUCAUCCAAAAGUAUAAAGAUGGAUCCAAAAUCCCAGGCUUGAUUCGAUAUUUAGAGAAGAUGGUUGAAGAAAAGUAUGCUGGGAAGGAUCAUGUGACACUGCUUUUGUGUUGCUAUUGCAAACUUAAGAAGAUUGAUGAAAUCAUCAACUUCAUUCGCGAGAUCGAAAUCAUAGAUGGUGAAGUCACCUCUCCGAACUACGAAUUCGACCUUGAUACCGUUCUGAGUCUAUGCAGAGAGAGCGGAUACCUCCAAUUAGCCGCGAUAAUUGCCAAGAAGUUUGGUGAGGCUUCGAUUGUGGUUGACAUACAGCUGAGAGAUCUGGGAGAUGCUCAAGCGGCUCUAGCAUACAUGAAGACGCUAUCUAUAGAAGAACUACUCAGAGUUCUAGUUGAUAAUGUGAGUGAACUGUUGGAUAAAGAGUCCAACCAGACAACUGCAUUGUUGAUAAACGUUUUCACUGGUCAGUACAUCCCUAAGCCAUCCUCUGGUUUUGACACAGGUGAGCUCGCUCUCCUCAGUUCCACUGAGGGUGAUACUAAGGAUACUGUUCCUCAUCCUAAUGAGCCUGAAAAUGGAGAGUACCCAGUCCUUCAGAGUUAUAGAGCAUUUGUCUCCUACAUGGGCAGUUUGGGCGGUGAUAACGAAUCUGUAAUCCGAACGGUGGAGACUGUCAAGCCAACUUACCUGCCGCCACGUCCCAGGAUCAUAUUUCCAUCUUUCGUGAAACAUCCCAACGAGUUUGUGAUAUUUCUGGAGGCGUGUGUCGAGAAGUACGAUGCUCUUGGUGGUAACGAAGGUGAUAAAAAAGACAUAUUGACCACACUUUUCGAGAUGUAUCUCACGUUGGCCAACUCUGCGGAGAGUGAAGAUGUGGAAAAGGCGCAAUGGGAAAAGAAAGCUAAGGAUUUGGGAGAAAGGGAAAAAAACUCUGUGGAUCCAACAUCAAUUCUUCUUCUCUCUAAUCUUCACAGCUUCAACGAAGGAGAGAUCAUAGCCAGAGACGAACCAGGUUUCGAGGUGGAUCUUUUCAGAUCAAGAAUGGCCUCUGGCGAUAUCAAUGGCUCUCUAGCAGUAUUGGCGAAGUAUGGUGAGAGUGAUCCCGAGCUGUAUAGACUGGCACUGUCUUACAUUGUCUCGGAAAAGCACAUUUUCGAAGCAAUUGGUGAAAAGAAGUUCCAGGAAGUGCUGGAUAAGAUCAUGCAAUUGAAGCUGAUGACUCCAUUGGAUGUCGUUCAGACUCUGAGCAUGAACUCUGCUGCCACGAUCGGUCUCAUCAAAAACUACCUUCUCCAAUAUGUUAACUCGCAAAGACAAGAAAUACAGAACAACGAGAAACUAGCACAAUCCUACAGAGAGGAGACUGCAAGGGCAAAACUAGAGAUCAACAGGCUGAUCACGGAACCAACAACCGUCCAGAACACCAAGUGCAACUCUUGCGGUCUGAAGCUGGAUUUUCCCACCGUUCACUUCAUUUGCAAACAUUCAUAUCACGAGAGAUGUCUUGGGAAUGAAAGUGCAUCUUCUAACGGAAACGGAAAUGGAAAUGCCAGUUCAGAAGGCUAUGCACAUUCUUGCGUGGCAGAGUUGGAGGCAAUAACUGCUCUAAGGCAGGCUCAAGAAGAAGUUGGUGAGAGAAACAACUUGUUCAAGGCUGCUCUGAGUGAUGCCAGCGAUAGGUUCAAGGUGAUGACAUCGUUCUACGGACGUGGUGCUAUGGAGUCUGUGCGGCUCGUGUUCGAUACUCCCGAGGAGUAG